GGGAGGGGGGGGCAACUGGGGAAACCCCCACCUCGCUCUCCUUCCCUCCCCCAAGGAAUCCCUCCUCCCUUCCCGCACCUGGGGAUCCCCCCCUCCUCCCUUCUCCUGGUCCCCUCCCCCUCUCGCAGCGUCCUUGCCCACCUGGCGCCCCUCCCCGAGAGGGGAUCUCCGCAGCCCUGGUUUAAAAGCCUUCGGGAGACAAGAAUGGGGAGCAGGAAGGACCGGAAACUGGCCCCUAUUUUCCCCCUUUCCUGCCUCCUCUCUAGGCGCAAAAGAAAACCUCUCUGCGUUUAACCCCUUCGCUGAAGCCGCUGCUGGGAAACUGCAAACAAUGCCAAAGACAGCCACCCCCAAGGAAAGCCCAAGCCCAAGAUCAAAAACGAGGAUCGAGAUUGAAAAAGAUGAAAAGGAUACCAAUAAGAGCAUUUCGGACAACUGAGGAUAACCAACAACUUUGAAAAUGAAAGCAAAUUGAGCCCUCAGAAAAGCACACAAUUCUUCUCUUUCCCCAGCUGGUGAGAGACAAAGGGGAGAAAAUCAAGAAGAGAUAUCAAACUGGAAAAAGUAGAGUAUACAGAACUCAAUAGAUUACAUGAAAAGGUCAAAGGAGAUUAUUUUUUCCAUUCAGAAAAAAAGGAAAAUAUCUAGAAGUGAGUGAGGAGGAAAAAGACAAUUGGAUAGCCACAAAAGGUAGACAGAAAUGCUGGUCUUUAGACAGUAAUGCAGGCCUUGCCCUAUGAGGAAGAAAACAGUAGCUUGAAUCAAAGCUCCAUGCAGCAAAAGACCACACGUAUUUUUGACCUCUUCAAGAACAUCAGUGGUAGAAAAGCUCCAUAGAUGUGCCUAUUGUGGGAAAAGCACACAUAGCAAAUCUGUUCUGAUUGUGGGAAAACUUUCAGUCAGAAUUCCAACCUGGUGAGACACUAGAGGAUGCACACAGGAGAGAAACCCUUUGAAUGUCCUGAUUGUGGCAAACGUUUUAGUUGGAAUUCCCAUUUGGUUAAACACCAGAGGACUCACACAGGAGAGAAACCCUUUGAAUGUCCUGAUUGUGGGAAAAGUUUCAGUGAGAAUUCUAACCUGGUACACCAUCAGAGGGCUCACACAGGAGAGAAACCCUAUGAGUGUCUUCAUUGUGGCAGGGGUUUCAGUCAGAAUUGCAACCUGGUGAAACACCAGAGGACUCACACAGGAGAGAAGCCCUUUGAAUGUCCUGAUUGUGGGAAAGGUUUCAGUCAGAAUUCAAGCCUGGUGAUUCAUCAGAGGACUCACACAGGACAGAAACCCUUUGAAUGUCCUGAUUGUGGCAAACGUUUCAGUUUGAAUUCCCAUUUGGUUAAACAUCAGAGGACUCACACAGGAGAGAAACCCUUUAAAUGUCCUAAUUGUGGGAAAAGUUUCAGUCAAAGGUCCAGCUUGGUGGUACACCAGAGGACUCACACAGGGGAGAAACCCUUUGAAUGUCCUGAUUGUGGGAAAAGUUUCAGUCAAAAUUCUGAGCUGGUGAAUCAUCAGAGGACUCACACAAGAGAAAAACCCUUUGAAUGUCCUGAUUGUGGGAAAAGUUUCAGUCAUAAUUCUAACUUGAUAAGCCACCAGAGAACUCACACAGGAGAGAAACCCUUUGAAUGUCUUCAUUGUGGCAGAGGCUUCAGUGAGAAUUCCAACCUGGUGACACACCAAAGGACUCACACAGGAGAGAAACCGUACAAAUGUCCUGAUUGUGGGAAAGGUUUCAGUCAGAAUUCAAGUCUAGUGGUUCAUCAGAGGACUCACACAGGAGAGAAACCCUUUGAAUGUUCUGAUUGUGGCAAACGUUUCAGUUGGAAUUCCAAUUUGGUUAAACACCAGAGGACUCACACAGGAGAGAAACCCUUUGAAUGUCCUGUUUGUGGGAAAUGUUUCAGUCAGAAUUCAAGCCUGGUGAUUCAUCAGAGGACUCAUACAGGAGAGAAACCCUUUGAAUGUUCUGAUUGUGGAAAACGUUUCAGUUUGAAUUCCCAUUUGGUUAAACACCUGAGGACUCACACAGGAGAGAAACCCUUUGAAUGUCCUGAUUGUGGGAAAAGUUUCAGUGAAAGGUCCAGCUUCGUGACACACCAAAGGACUCACAGAGGAGAGAAACCGUACAAAUGUCCUGAUUGUGGGAAAGGUUUCAGUCAGAAUUCAAGUCUGGUGGUUCAUCAGAGGACUCACACAGGAGAAAAACCAUUUGAAUGUCCUGACUGUGGUAAAAAAUUCAAUUGGUACCGCAGCUUGAUGAAACACCAGAGGACUCACACAGGACAGAAACUCUUUGAAUGUCCUGAUUGUGGGAAAGCUUUCAGUCAGAAUUGCAACCUGGUGGAACACCAGAGGACACACACAGGAGAGAAACCAUUUGAAUGUUCUGAUUGUGGCAAACGUUUCAGUUGGAAUUCCAGUUUGGUUAAACAUCAAAGGACUCACACAGGAGAGAAACCCUUUGAAUGUCCUGAUUGUGGGAAACAUUUCAGUCAAAGGUCCAACUUGGUGAUACACCAGAGGACUCACAUGACAGAAAUGAUAUGAAUGUCCAGAUUGUGGAAAACGUUUCAGUCAUAAUUCUGAUCUAGUGAAGCCAUACGAGGGUCCAGAGUGUGGGAAAAGUUUCACUUACUGUUCUGAUCUGGUGAAAUCCCAGAGGACUCACACAGGAGAGAAGCCUUUUGAAUGUCCUGAUAGUGGGAAAAGUUUCAGUCACAAUUUUAACCUGAUGAAGAAGAUACCAAUAAGAGCACUCCGGACAACUGAGAAUAACCAACAACUUUGAAAAUGAAAGCAAAUUGAGCCUUCGAAAAGCAUACAUUUCUUCUCUUUCCCCAGCUGGUGAGAGACAAAGGGGAGAAAAUCAAGAAGAGAUUUCAAACUGGAAAAAGUAGAAUAUGCAGAACUCAACAAUAGAUUACAUAAAAAGGUCAAAGGAGAUUAUUUUUUCCAUUCAGAAAAAGAGGGAAAUAUCUAGAAGUGAGUGAAGAGGAAAAAGACAAUUGGAUAGCCACAAAAGGUAGACAGUAAUGCAGGUCUCUAGACAGUAAUGCAGGCUUUGCCCUAUGAGGAAGAAAACAGUAGCUUGAAUCAAAGUUCCAUGCAGCAAAAGACCACACGUAUUUUUGACCUCUACAAGAACAUCAGUGGUAGAAAAGCUCCAUAGAUGUGCCUAUUGUGGGAAAAGCACACAUAGCAAAUCACAGAUUAUGCAUAACAGGAUCCACAUUGGAGGAAAGCCAUACAAAUUCUCCAAAUGUUGGAAAAGAUUUAGUUAGACUAGUUACCUUGUGGUUCAUGAAAGGACUCAUACAGGAGAGAAGCCCUAUAGCUGCUCCCAAUGCAGUAAAUGCUUUUGCAAGCAUGGCAAAUUGGUGAUACAUGAGACGACUCACAGGAGGGGAAAUCCCUUUGAAUGUUCUGAUUGUGGGAAAACUUUCAGCCAGAAUUCCAACCGGGUGGUACACUAGAGGAU
Pantherophis guttatus is the source of this 3481-nucleotide messenger RNA. NCBI's taxonomy places the organism in Eukaryota, Metazoa, Chordata, Lepidosauria, Squamata, Colubridae. The record is from RefSeq and is a predicted model, not a curated record.